This is a messenger RNA of Suillus subaureus, 920 nucleotides long. RefSeq lists its product as uncharacterized. Gene Ontology annotation, biological process: endoplasmic reticulum to Golgi vesicle-mediated transport. Bases 18 to 632 code for a protein of 204 amino acids. The transcript is spliced from 6 exons. The record is from RefSeq and is a predicted model, not a curated record. Lineage: Eukaryota; Fungi; Basidiomycota; Agaricomycetes; Boletales; Suillaceae. Gene Ontology annotation, cellular component: endoplasmic reticulum membrane.
CCACAUGCAUACCAAAUAUGGUGCCCUUCCGUCCAGAUCAUAGCCUGUUACCAUCCAAUACGACCAGUUGCUUUCAGAUAUCGCUGGACAAACGCGCAGUAAUGGGUGUACGAGCUGGUGUUGUCGUUUGCAUAACCUCCUUCUUACUCGGUUCGCUCUUCACUCAUUGGAUCGCAGACUCUCUGACUCUGUGGAAGUCACCGGACCCAGUACAAAUUUUAUAUGUACUCUUUGGCAUCAUUAUACUUGGCGGAACGACCAUUUUUUGGAGUUUCAAUGAUUUGGAAGCGGGCAACUUGAUGUUUGACGGAGGGAGCAUCUUCCUCUACGGUGUCGCUGUCAUCAUGUACGCGUACUCCGUCAUUCCCAAUCUCAUGGAUAAAUUCACGACAAUUCCACCCCACCACAUAAAGGACGCUUUUCCACGUUUACUGAGAACACCUACUCUCGACCUGGCGUCAAACCACCUCGUUUGCAGCGUAGCGCUGACAGGUGUCCUGAUACUUCAGGCUGGUCGGUGGUGGGCUGAACUAGCUGAUGGUGAUGAUGAGGAAGGCUACCUCUCUGAAAAAGUUGACGGUGACGUUGGAGAGGAAAAAAAGUCAACAACUCCCCUCGCAGCAACCGCAUGAUGAAAGCCACCCUUUCGCCCAUUAUUUCCAUGCAGGGCUGCUUCCCAGUUAUCCAUAUCUUUAGCACUUGUGCGUGCUCGAGUUUCAGUCCACUGUUGGAUAGUCAUAGCACCAUCUAAUACCCUUCACGAUCAUCACAAAUCGCAUAUAUUGGUUCCCGGGUCCUCACCUCUUUGUGCAGCAACAAUGCUUCCAUUGCACAUUGCACGAGUACUAUUUACAAGUCAUUAGUUAUUGUAUUUUAUAUACACGACGAUCGCAAAGACUUGAAUGAUGACAGUUUGGAGA